AUGGCCUUACCUUACCCGUCGACCUUUCGCGUGCAGGAGAAAUUCGAAAAAUUGUCCUUCCAAUAUGAGAGUCAAAUAUCGGAAGACAGCGCCAUCUCCGGCUGUUCCACCCCCUCGACGCCCACCAGCCCCAUCGACUUCGACAUCAAGAUAGCGACGAGCGCCGACCAGGAGGACGUCAGGCAGUUCCUGCAGAAGUUCUUCUACAAGGACGAGCCGCUCAACCUCUUCCUGGAGUUGAUCACCGACGAGCACCCGCGGUGCCUGGACCUGGAGAGGUUCACCCUGAAGGACUUGGACAGCGGAGUCAAUUUGCUGGCCGUGCAGAACGGGAAGCUCAUCGGGGUGUGCCUGAACGGGAUAUUGGAGAGAGGCGCAGCGGACGAUUUCGAAUGCGAGGACGAGAAGUUUUCGAAAAUUGUGAAAUUGUUGGAUUACGUUGCGGUGGAGUCGGAUCCGUUUAAAAUAUACCCCGGUGUGAAUAGGGGUAUGAUAGUCAAAAUCCUGUCUGUUGAUGGAUCGUUCAGAGGCAAAGGUAUAGCGAAGGAUCUCAUGGUGAAAACUAGGGAAUUGGCGAGACAGAAAGGGUGUGGGUUCAUUACGGUGGACUGUUCUAGUUACUACACGGCUUGCGCAGCGAGGAAACUUGGGUUUAAGCCGCACUACACCCUGAAUUACGAGGAUUACAAGGUCGACGGUGAGGUCGUUUUUCGACCUGAGGCCCCGCACAAGGCAUUAACUGUUUAUACCCAAAGAAUAGUAUAG
Phyllotreta striolata is the source of this 765-nucleotide messenger RNA. The record is from the annotation of a GenBank genome assembly. Lineage: Eukaryota; Metazoa; Arthropoda; Insecta; Coleoptera; Chrysomelidae.